CCGCCGUCGCCUCAGCCUCCGCCUGGGCUGUAGUCCGGGACCCGGGCCACCCACCGGGCAGACUGGCUCGCCGGGGCUCGGAAGCCUCUUGGAAGGAGACGAACGCCGGGCCCGGCUGAUUGCGGUGUCCCCCUCCCGAGCCCCGGGGGUCCGUGAUGGAGCGCGGCGGUGAGAGCGAAGUGGACUUUUCAAGCCACAGCGGCGUUACCCCUUUAUGGAGGAGGCGAUCCACCCCGCAGCCCCAGCUGCUGGUCCGGAACAAGCCCCGACCCCAGUCCUACCAGAACCCCACUGGGCUGCUCAUCACCGAUUUCCCCGUGGACGACAGGGGGGCGUUCACAGGGAAGGAGCCUUCCCACACGGGGAGCAUCUCUUCGGCUUCCCCUUCUCCAUCCCCAUCUCCGGACCGCAGGAUGCUCCCGAGGAGCCCCUUGCUGUGGUGCCCGAACAGGGGGCCUGUGGCCAACGGGAAGGCUCACUCUCUGGAUUUCAGAGCCGUGUCCCCGAGGCUGCGGGACGAGAAGUCAGCCCCCCUCUAUCAGAGGGGGGCCGGCCCUUCCCUGAGCUGCCCGGGACCGGGCGCACCCCCAGACGCUCAGGCCAAGCACCCCCAGAGGAGUGCCAGUACCUCCAUCCCGAGGAGCCCUGGCGACGAGCUGGGGGCCCUGAGCGCCAGCACGGGGGCUUCGCUCAGCGCCUCGGUGCCCGCUCUCUGCCGCUCCUCACCCAGCCAGCCCGUCCUCUGCCGCUCCUCACCCAGCCAGCCUGCCCUCUGCCGCUCCUCACCCAGCCAGCCUGCCCUCUCCCGAUUGCCACCCAGCCAGCCUGCCAGGGAGCCGGAGAGGGCGCCCGGGAAGCUCUCGCCCUGCCCCCCGAGGACUCCCCCCGAGCCCAAAGUGGCUCUCCAGCGUCUGCCUUCCAGCCCCGAAAAGCCCGUGGUGAUUCUGAGCACCAACAGCCCGGCCGCCCUCAAAGUGGGGAAGCACCAGAUCAUCCCCAAGGGCUUGGCCUCGGACAUUAAGAUCAGCAAAGCCAGCGCUCCCAGCUCCGAGCCCCACAAGAGGCUCUUGAAGGUGCGCAGCCUGCUGGACCCCCUCAGCACCCCGCUGGUCCCCGCCGGCGACGCCGAGGGGGAAGCCGACAGCGACUUAGACAGCCCCGGGUCCCUGCGGAGAGCCCUGAGGUCCACGUCCUACCGCAGGGCCGUGGUGAGCGGCUUCGACUUUGACAGCCCUGCCAACUCCAAGAAGAAGAACCGAAUGUCCCAGCCGGUCCUCAAAGUGGUCAUGGAGGACCGGGAGAAAAUCUCCAGCUUGGGGAGGAUUAAGAAGAAAAUGCUGAAAGGACAAGGAACGUUUGAUGGGGAAGAAAAUGCUGUAUUGUACCAGAACUACAAAGAAAAAGCUCUCGAUAUUGACUCUGAUGAAGAUUCAGAGCCGAAAGAGCAAAAGCCAGAUGAAAUCAUCGUAAUUCACUACAAGCCACUGAGGUCCACGUGGAGCCAGCUUUCUGCAGUGAAAAGAAAUGGAUUAUCUCAAACUAUUAGCCAAGAGGAAAGAAAGAGACAAGAGGCUAUGUUUGAAGUCAUUUCCUCUGAACACUCCUACUUGCUCAGCUUGGAGAUCCUCAUACGGAUGUUUAAAAAUUCGAAAGAACUGAGUGAUACAAUGACCAAAACUGAGAGCCAUCAUCUUUUCUCCAACAUCGCUGAUGUCUGUGAAGCCAGCAAAAAAUUUUUUAAAGAAUUGGAAGAAAGACACCAAAAUAAUAUCUUCCUAGAUGAUAUAAGUGACAUUGUAGAAAAGCAUACAACGUCUACGUUUGAUCCAUAUAUAAAAUAUUGUACAAAUGAAGUCUACCAGCAAAGGACGCUACAAAAAUUACUAGCAACUAAUCCAUCUUUUAAAGAAGUAUUAUCUCGGAUUGAAUCCCAAGAAGAGUGUAGGAAUUUACCCAUGAUCUCUUUCCUUAUUCUCCCCAUGCAGAGGGUUACACGUCUUCCCUUGCUGAUGGAUACUAUCUGUCAGAAAACACCUAAAGAUUCACCAAAAUAUGAAGUUUGCAAACGAGCUCUAAAAGAAGUGAGCAAGUUGGUUCGUUUGUGUAACGAAGGGGCACGGAAAAUGGAACGAACUGAAAUGAUGUAUACGAUUAAUUCCCAGCUGGAAUUCAAAAUAAAGCCAUUCCCUUUAGUAUCUUCCUCUCGCUGGCUGGUAAAAAGGGGAGAACUGACGGCCUAUGUGGAAGACACGGUACUUUUCUCCCGAAGGACGUCCAAACAGCAGGUCUACUUCUUCCUCUUCAAUGAUGUUCUCAUUAUCACAAAGAAGAAGAGUGAAGAAAGUUAUACAGUCAAUGACUAUUCCUUGAGGGAUCAAUUAUUGGUGGAGCUUUGGGACCAGGAAGAAAUGAAUUCUUCUCCCCUGAAGAACAGCUCCACCAUGCUUUACUCCAGACAGAGCUCUGCCAGUUACCUGUUUACUCUGACGGUUCUCAGUAACCACGCAAAUGAAAAAGUGGAAAUGCUCCUAGGAGCCGAGACUCAGAGCGAGCGGGCGCGCUGGAUAACGGCCUUGGGGCAGAGCAGCGAGCACCAGAGCUUGGACAGGACCACGCUGACCCAAGUGGAAAUCACACGCACCUUCACGGCCAAGCAGCCCGACGAGCUCUCUCUCCAGGUGUCCGACGUGGUCCUGGUGUACCAGAAGGUCAGCGACGGUUGGUAUGAAGGUGAGCGUCUGCGGGAUGGUGAAAGGGGCUGGUUUCCUAUGGAGUGUGCCAAGGAGAUAACCUGCCGGGCGACCAUAGACAAGAAUGUGGAGAGAAUGGGUCGGUUACUUGGACUCGAGACUAACGUCUAGCUCCCCCGAUGGCUCCCUUUUUUGGGGAUGGCAGGAUUUGCACUAAAUGUUAAUGGUGGGCUGGCUGGUUUUUGCUAGUUUUAUUAUUUUAUUUGUAUUUUUUAACACAGCCUAUUUUGUUAAAUGAAAAUAAAAAUCACUUUUCUUCAAA
Antechinus flavipes (yellow-footed antechinus) is the source of this 3012-nucleotide messenger RNA. It is a transcript of the gene ARHGEF26, whose product is annotated as Rho guanine nucleotide exchange factor 26. Gene Ontology annotation, biological process: activation of GTPase activity. The record is from RefSeq and is a predicted model, not a curated record. Lineage: Eukaryota; Metazoa; Chordata; Mammalia; Dasyuromorphia; Dasyuridae. Bases 156 to 2861 code for a protein of 901 amino acids. The transcript is spliced from 15 exons. Gene Ontology annotation, molecular function: guanyl-nucleotide exchange factor activity; protein binding.